This is a messenger RNA of Serinus canaria (Common canary), 698 nucleotides long. RefSeq names its product mesogenin 1 (gene MSGN1). Gene Ontology annotation, biological process: mesoderm formation; regulation of transcription by RNA polymerase II. Lineage: Eukaryota; Metazoa; Chordata; Aves; Passeriformes; Fringillidae. The transcript has a single exon. Gene Ontology annotation, cellular component: nucleus. Gene Ontology annotation, molecular function: RNA polymerase II cis-regulatory region sequence-specific DNA binding; DNA-binding transcription factor activity, RNA polymerase II-specific; protein dimerization activity. The record is from RefSeq and is a predicted model, not a curated record. The coding region runs from base 1 to 519 and encodes 172 amino acids.
AUGGACAAGCUGCACGAGACACUGAUAAACAUGGAAGAUGCCCUGGGUUCGGAACACUCCGCCUGCUUGUCAUGCUGGGACUGGAAAAGCUCGGCUGGGCCUUUCGAGCUGCACCCCAUCUCGCCCCCGCACAGCCUGUCCCCGACGCCCUCCUUCGAAUCCUACUCCUCGUCCCCGUGCCCGCCGGCGGCCGAGACGCCCUACAGCAGCGGCGGCGGCAGCGGCCUGGCGGGGUACGGCCUGGUGGAGUUCCCGCCCGCCUACCUGCCCAGCCCCGGGCAGGCCCGGCUGCCCAAGGGCACCAAGGUGCGGAUGUCGGCCCAGCGGCGCAGGAAGGCCAGCGAGCGGGAGAAGCUGCGCAUGAGGACCUUGGCGGACGCGCUGCACACGCUGCGCAAUUACCUGCCCCCCGUGUACAGCCAGCGCGGCCAGCCCCUCACCAAGAUCCAGACCCUGAAGUACACCAUCAAGUACAUCAGCGAACUGACCGAGCUCCUCAACAGCGUCAAGCGGGCGUAGAGCCCGCCGGGAGCGCCUGCCCCGGCAGCCCCAGGGUCUUUACAAACUAAAAACAUCGACGUUUCUUCCUCGUCAGAGUACGGCGGGGCCCGGUGUGAGAGGAGGACGGCGCCAGGGAAGGGGAAGCCCUCUGUGCCUGGGACGCAAUGCUGGAAGGUGAUGUAGGAUUGCCUGAAAAC